Messenger RNA from Emiliania huxleyi CCMP1516, 800 nucleotides. RefSeq lists its product as hypothetical. NCBI's taxonomy places the organism in Eukaryota, Haptophyta, Isochrysidales, Noelaerhabdaceae. The record is from RefSeq and is a predicted model, not a curated record. The coding region runs from base 11 to 661 and encodes 216 amino acids. The transcript has a single exon.
GCAACAGUGCAUGUUGCAGGGUGCUUUGGCUGUCGCUUUCGCGCUGGUGCCGGUGCCGCUGGCUCCGCUGCAGGCAAGCGCCAGAGCGCCGCCGCUCGUUGCCAAGGAGCAACAACCACAGGGCGACGGCCUGGGCGGGGCCGUCAGCGCAAGCUUGAAUGAGCUCUUCUCCAGCUUUUUCAAGCCCGACGAGGAGAAGCAGGCGGAGAUAGACCGCGCGUACGCCGAGCAGCUGGAGGUGGCGGCGCGCCGGAAGAAUCCCAAGGCGUCCGCUGAGUACAUGCGUGCCACCGAGAAGAGGCGCCGCGAGUCCUCAGCGGCGUUUGCGGACAAGUUCGCGUGGCAGCGGGGCAAGGAGGACCCGUUGGUGGAGUGGAAGAAGCGCCAGAAGGAAGGAAAGCUGAAUCCGCUGGGAUACGAGGACGAGCCCAAGGGCGGCAUCCCGAUGCCCAUGGCCUCUUUCGGCGUCGGCGGUGAGUUUGGUGUUGGUGGCAAGUAUGAUAACGGCGAGCGCUUCGACCUGCGGCUGCCGUACGCUGAGCAGGGCUGGGUGGAGGGUGAGGAUGACGAGCAGGCGCCAGGCUUCUUUGAGAACCUGCUUUCGGGAGGCAAGCUCCAGCGCGCUUACGACGAGAUGAUGCGGCAGAAGCGCGAGAGAUGAGAGACGAGCGUGAGACUGAGAGCCGCGGCGGCGCGCGCCCCAGAGUGGAGCCCUCUAGCGCCCUGGUUCCGAAUCCGGAAUAUGUGACACUCAAGUUGGCCGUGUUCGCAACAUGUAGAGUUACUUUUGUACGACUACC